CCUCGUCUUUUAUGUUACCGGUAAUGUGGUAUCUGCAAGAUUAUGUUAUAAUAAAACAAACCUUAAGAUAAUGAAUAUUAUCAUUGCAUAUUAAUAGUGUAUAAAGUUUUCCUAAAAAAGUCAAGGACGUUGGUACUACUAUAUUAUACAAAAUAGAUUAGACAUAAUGCGUAAAAUGAAUUAUUUUAGGCACACAGAGGAUAGGCAGCGGGAAAGGGAAGAGGAAAAGGAGAGGCAAACUUGUUACAUGGAUACAGAAGACACAACUGUGGAUCAUGAAACAGUUAAAGAUCUUAUCGAAGAACUCGGUUUUAUUCGGAUUUCAGAGGCUGAAAAUCAGAGUUCAGAUUUCUUCGGGCGUUUUAUCAGGGAUGAAUGUCAACCGUAUUCGCCUAUUCAAUGGUUAGAAAUAAUAUCACGUUGGAUGUUUGACGACGAGCGUUCAGAAAUUGUUGACGAAAAGAAAAGAUUUGCCUUCCAUGUUAUGUUUGAAGUAUAUGUGGCAGCCUGGUUUGACUGUAAACCCGCAUUUACAGGCACGGUCAAACGUGUCGGUAAACCCGGCGACAACGGCGCUGAUAUUUUAGCAAUUGAACAAAAUCCAAAUACAAGGCCUAUAAUUGUUCAGGUCAAACAUGGAAAAAGUACGGGAAAAAAUAUACAGUCAACUAUUCGCGAUCUGGUAGGCUCAUGUGUUCUUCAUGAAGUCAAACGUGGAUUUCUUGCCGUAAGUCUAUCGAAGACGCUUCUUGAUCCACAUGGAAGUUUAGAAUCUUUUGAAAGAAAAGGAUACAGCAUAACUAUAUUAUAUAAAGAAAACUUAUCAUCGGUUGCUGAAGAAGACGCGGAGCAAUUUAUAGACUUAUCAUCGGUUGCCGAAGAAGACGCGGAGCAAUUUAUACGUUUCUUCAUUAAACACGUGCCGAAAUCAUGGAAGCUACAGCUCCGACAGUAAGAUGUAACUGAGCUUGUUAUGGUAGAGGCAAUUAGAUAUAACUUUUUUUUUUGUAUUUUGAGAGCAUGAGAAUAUAUGAGAUGACCUUGUUUUUUGAGUGAAAGAAUGUCAGGAACUUAUUCUGUUGUACCUGAAUAUCACAAUCGUUCAACCAUUUGAAAAUUUGGUUCCAAAAUUUCUGAAUCUUUGUACAGUUCCAGAACAAGUGUUCCAUACUUUCAACUUCCAUAUUACAAAAGUCACACAGGCUCGAUUCUGUUAAAUUGUAUUUAAAUAAAAAUUUGUUUGUUGCAAUAUUUCUGUGAAGAAAAUUAAAAUGGAAGUUUUGUAAACUGUUAUCUUUGCAACAAGUAAUAUAAUUUUUGAAUAUAUCUUUCCAACAGAACUGAUCUUCCGGAAAGAAUAAUUCCCAUUUAAUUUGAGAUUUUGUUUUUUCCUCUGACAUUUUUUUUUUUAAAUUUUAGUUAGGUUUUUAUUCAAGUAACAGGAUUUUGUUGUUUCUAAUAAUCUAUUUUAUUUCAUCUGGUGUAUCGUAUAUAUCAAUUGUUCCUAAUUUCAUUUUCCAUUCUUUUGGAAUUGAUGCAAUUAAUCUAUGAUAGUUUAAAAUUCUGAGUUAGGUAUAUGAUAUUCGUUUUUUAGUAUUUCAAAUGUUUUGAACUGUUUAUUUUCUUCGUCGUAGAUAUCUUUAAUAUAAAUUAUGUUUUUCUUUAUCCAUAAAGGGAAGUUUAUUAUUGAUUUAUUAUUUUUAAUGAGCGAAUUAUUCCAAAUUAUUUGCAUUGUUAUAUUUUGUGGAUUUUUGUUGAAAUUUAUUUUGCUCCAUGAAAUGAGGAUAUCUUUUAAGAAUGUAUUUUCCAAUUUUAAUUUUAAAAUAUCUUUUUCAUUUAAGUUACAUUUAAAUAGAUUCAUCUCAGAUACUUUUUCCAAUCUCUUGUUUGUUAUUUCUUUCCACUUUCCAUUACUGGAAUUGCUUUUUAUCCUUUUUAUCCAGCUAGCUUUGAUAGAAUUCAAAUAUAUUGGAAUGUCUACCAUGUUUAUACCUCCACAGUCAUAAUCCUGUAUUAAGAUAUCUCUUUUGAUUUUAUCUCUUUUGGAAUUCCAAAUAAAUUCAUAACUAUUCUG
Messenger RNA from Mercenaria mercenaria, 2074 nucleotides. RefSeq lists its product as uncharacterized. The coding region runs from base 167 to 955 and encodes 262 amino acids. Gene Ontology annotation, molecular function: endonuclease activity; DNA binding. The record is from RefSeq and is a predicted model, not a curated record. The transcript has 2 exons. Gene Ontology annotation, biological process: DNA restriction-modification system. NCBI's taxonomy places the organism in Eukaryota, Metazoa, Mollusca, Bivalvia, Venerida, Veneridae.